Messenger RNA from Ustilago hordei, 2370 nucleotides. RefSeq lists its product as uncharacterized. The record is from RefSeq and is a predicted model, not a curated record. NCBI's taxonomy places the organism in Eukaryota, Fungi, Basidiomycota, Ustilaginomycetes, Ustilaginales, Ustilaginaceae. The transcript has a single exon. Gene Ontology annotation, molecular function: protein binding. The coding region runs from base 1 to 2370 and encodes 789 amino acids.
AUGCAUCACUUGCUUCCAGACGAAACUAUCUUGCGCAUUCUGAGCCAUCUCGAUGCUCCACAUCUCGCUCGUCUCCAACUAGUCAGCUCGCAGCUCCGUACCCUAGCUAAAGACCGCCACCUCUGGAAACGUCUCUUCUACUUUCGCUUUGUGCAGCCCGCCGAGAGUUCCACAAGCUCGACCUUGCCCACACUUCGCGAGCUGAGGUCGCUUCUGUUGCAUCAGAACCUGCCCUCUAGGAAGCAUGUCGCUGCCGAUGGUAGCAGGCGCAUUCACCGCUUGCCUAGCCGCUUCUAUGCAACAUCCCAUUCCUCCCACUCGACUGCAGAGGCGAUAGAACAAGCAGUGCACCCUCUCGACUUCCUCUUCUCCAACCGUGCAGAUGUUGAGGAUAGAGUCAACGACCAUCUGCUCGACUGGGAGCAGCUUUACAGGGUCUCCACAAACUGGCACGCAGGCAACUUUGCUGUUUCCCAACUGCAGCCACCAGCCCGUGCACGAGAUUAUACCCCUCCAACCAGUUUGCACAAGCCACCAGCCACCGCAUCCCAGCAAACCAUUGCUCGAGUCUCGGAAAGCUUCAUUUUCACUGCCCCUCCCUCCAGCCAGAAUGGCGCAAGAACAUUGCCAUGCAUUUCUGUAUACCCUUCCGAGCCUUCUCCUGUCCAUCAUCCUCACAGUGACCAAGACACUCAGUACGUGCCCAAGGACUUACACAAACGAGCCCCACUCGCCUCUUUCUCCUCGCCGAGUUUGCAACGGCUCCUAUCUGAGCGCCCCUCCGACGCAGCCCUAGCAAACGCCCACGUCACAGAGAUCGCAGUUGAUGCUGUCAGUGUUACAGACCUAGCUGCCAGAACAAGCUCCAGCGAUCGCAAGCGCAAAACCCCUGCUGACUUGGCAGGAUCUCCUCAGCAAACGACAAGAGUCCUAGUGGCCUUCUCUACUGGACACAUCAGCUUGUUCGCUCUCCACCGCACAACCAAAGACGGCAAGGCAACUAUCGAGGCCACCGAAGAAAUCUCCUACCGACCAACAACAUACACAUCGGGACAGCAUGUCACUAUGGCGGCCCUCCAUUCGCCGGCUCUCGUGUUGUGCUCGUCCACCUUUGAUGUCAGCUUCUAUCAGCUCAGUAUCUCGUUGUCCGCAAAGACACAGCUGAACCUGGUUCAGCGUAUGACCAGUUACCGACCCUCCUGGCCAGCAGCACUGCGUCUCAAGAAGCUCCCUUUUCACGAUGUCAACAAACGACAUUGUCGCUCUUCUUCCUCCAUGUCACCGCAGCGACGCUAUCACGCUGAUCUCAAAGAAGAGGCAGCAUUCCGUGUCACGCUGGCCUACUCAACACCAAGCUAUCCCUCUUCCUGCAACGUUUCUGUCCAAGAACUUGUUGUUCGACUUGAUCUCGCAUCAUCUACAGCGACACCAGCAGGUCUGACGAGUCGACACGCAACCGCAAAGCAUCCUUUCAGAUCAACACCACUCGAUUUGAGAGGGCGGUCUAUGCUCGCCGCUCAUCACGGUGCUUCAUCCGCAGCAGGAGCUUUUGCUGUUCCGACUUCGCUCACCAAUGCAUCCAGUGGUGAUGAGGCUAACCACGCUGACCAUGCUUGCCCAUCUGCAAAACGCAGCCGAACAACAAGUCUGACCUACGAUGACCCAUUCGUAGUCGUCGGAGCAAGCGACAACUUGCUCGAGGUGUACGAGCUACUCGGUGCAACAACCUACGUCCGACGAGAUCUCGAUUGCACGCCAACCUCGUCCCAUCGCUCAGCAACAGCCACUCCAGUCUCACCACGAGAUUCGCUCCGCCUCGUUCACCGCCGAAGCUUACACGGUCAUACAGGAAGCGUCCACAGCGUUGCGCUCGAAGAUGGGAGAUGCGUGAGCGCAAGUGCAGAUGGUAGCAUCAUGGUCUGGAGUUUGGGAGAUCGGUCGAAUGAGACCGAGUCUGUUGCUAGUAUGAUGCCUUUUGCGCCCCAAACACACGCUGAUCUUUCAGGCACGACGGGAGCGCGGUCUGCGAGCUCGACGAUUGCCCAAGAGCAAGAUGAUGAGGAGGCAGCAAAGCAUAUGACUCAUGUUUUGACUUUGCGUACGCCGGUCGAGCUCGACUCUGCAGAUGGUCGCAUUCAUACCAGUCAGGCUACAUCAAGGAACGGUCGACCUCUAGGACCAUCGCUGGGGCAACUCGUGCGUAGUCGGGUGCUCGAUCGUCAAGCUAGAGGUGUCAUUCGUUGGGUUUCGACCGCCUUUGACAAGAUUGUUAGCAUUGUUGCCUAUACUGAUGCACAUGCUCGGUCGAGCUUGUCGAUUGUCGAUCCGCAAUAUGCACGCGAGCAGGUGCAAGUAUGGAGCUUUGGCUGA